This is a messenger RNA of Toxotes jaculatrix (banded archerfish), 5437 nucleotides long. It is a transcript of the gene abi3bpa, whose product is annotated as target of Nesh-SH3. Gene Ontology annotation, biological process: positive regulation of cell-substrate adhesion; extracellular matrix organization. The record is from RefSeq and is a predicted model, not a curated record. The transcript is spliced from 23 exons. NCBI's taxonomy places the organism in Eukaryota, Metazoa, Chordata, Actinopteri, Toxotidae. The coding region runs from base 240 to 4046 and encodes 1268 amino acids. Gene Ontology annotation, molecular function: protein binding.
UCCAGUGUGCUGCACUAGUCCUGAGAGCCACCCGCUCAGAGAAGUAGUCCAGCCACUCCACAAACAUCCAGUCUGACUCCUGCAGCUGCAGCACACACUACACUCAACCUGUUACCAAAGAUUUACUCAAUCAGCGACGUAACGCUUAGUGACCGCUUAGUAUUUUUGUGUCUGUGUUAUUGUGAGAUCAGAUCACAGCAGCGUGUUGCACCUGAGGCUCCGAGCCGGCCACAGCAGAGAUGAUGAUGAAGAUGCAGCAGCACUCGCGCAGCUUUCUGGUCCUUCUCCUCGUGGUCUCCAUCGCUGGGAUUGUUCUGUCUGGUCCCUCGACUCCCCGCAGGAGCAGAGUGCGACGUCAGAACAUGAAAGUUCGCAUCAGCACUACAGGAGACACCAUAGUGAUGAGGUUUUUGCGUCCCAACGCUGACACCAAGCUUGAGGGCUACAUCCUGGGCUACGGCAGCAGCAUGUUCUCCAAACAAUUUAUUCAGCUGCCUGAGAAUGGGCAGCCGUAUGAGACUGAAUUUGAUGCCGAGCCCAAGUACCUUAUCGCUGUCCAGCCCAUCCCGACCAAUGAGGUGAAAAAGCAGUGCACAGGUAAAGUGGAAUUGGAGAAGCCACUACACUUAGUCAUUGGGUCGGUAACACCCACUUCAGUGCUCCUGUCCUGGGGUACGCUGCUGAAAACCCCUUAUGAAGGCAACGUUAUGAAUGACUGUCUCGAGGAUGGACACUAUACAGUGCGUUAUCGUGAGAGGAACAGGAAGUGGAACUACCAGACCUGCCCAACCACUGACACGGUCAUUGACAAUCUGAAGCCCAACACAGUCUAUGAGUUUGGCGUCCAGUCCAAUUCUAAGGAUGUCACUGGAGUGUGGAGCAAGCCGGUCAAGCACAACAUCAGCAUGGCAGAGGAGGCCAUCCCAAGAAUCUUUAACCGGCCCGUCAGUUCUCCGAAACCUUUUACACCAGGUCCACACUCCUUCCCUUUUGCUCCUCGCCAUGUUCAGGAUAGCAAGACCCAGGGCAGACUGCCCCUCUCCCAGAACAUAGCCUCAAAGACAACUCUUGCUCCAACUACAACUACUAGGCAGGAAUCUCUGUCGACCCCGGGACCCACACUGCCUGUGGUCACCAAUCGGCCAAUCGACAACCCAGGAGAAGGAGAAGACCUCUCCAGAUCUGUCUUGCCUUUCUUGGAAGUACCAUUAGCCCCCAAGCUCCGUCCUCCACAACACAUUACACCCACCAUGGCAUCUGUGACAGUAUCUCAGACAAAUGUGCAUAAACAUGGAGGGCAGCCUCUGAUUCAGCCACAACAAAAGCCCCUCUCACAGCCUUUACCAAACCCACACCUCCAGCCGCAGUAUCGACCAACACCACAACCAAAGGGCCAACCCCAACAACCUCAGCGAAAGCCCCAUGCGAAAGCCCCAUGCAAAAAUUCAGCCUCUACUGAAACCCAGCCCCAGUCCACAUCCCAGCCCACAUCCCAGCCCACAUCCCAGACUCAUCCACAAUCUGAACCAAAAUCUCAGCCCAUACCCAGGACCAAACCACUACUCAAACCAACAUUUGAGCUCGUGCCCCAGACCCACCCACACCCACAACCCCAGUCAACAUCUCAGCCAGCACCCCAGACCCAACCACAAACCAAACCAGCAUCUCAACUUAUACCCCAGUCCCAACCACAACUGCAACCAGCAUCAAAGCUCAUACCCAAGACUCAACCUCACCCACAACCCCAUCCAACAUCUCAGCCCAUACCACACACACUAAGUCAAACACAACCACAGCCCAAACUCCACACCCAGCCUCAAUCACAAUCUCAGCCAAAUCCACAUUUCAAAUCACAGCCUCAAACCACAACCCAGCUCCAGGUAGAUCUACAACCUCAACCAACACCCUCACCCAAACACCAGGCCCAGCAUCAAAUACAACCUCAACUAAAGACCCAGUCCCAGCUUCAACCGCAAGUUCAACCAAAUCCUCAGUCCACACCUGUGGCACAUCCUCACACACCUCAAUUAACACCCCAGCACAUACUUCAUACCCAACAAGCACUACCAAAGAUUCACACCCAGCGCAGACCUCAAGCACAGUCUCAAUCUACAGCUCAGCCACAAACCCAAACACAACUUCAACCAAAGACCAGCUCACGGCCUCAGAUGAACACUGCGCAGCAGUCUAAGGCCCAGGUGACCGCUAAACCAAAGAUCAGUUUUUUACAACCCAAGGCCAAGACACAGCCUCAACCAAAGAGCAAACCUAAGCCACUGCCAUCACCUCAGCCAAAAAUGCAGCCAAAGUCUCAACCAAAACCUCACCCAAAGCCCCAAACCAUGGACCAACAACAAACCCAGCCAAAAAUACAGCUACAACCCCAAUCACAACCUCCAGCAAAGACCCAGACACAACCUAGACCUCUUUCUCAACCCAUUCCCCAGCCACAUUCUCCUCUUAAGACUAAGACUCAGCCCCAACCUGAAUCUCUACCCAAGCCACACCCUGCAUCUAGGCCCCAACCACAACCUCAACCUGGGCCUCCGAUUCAGCCUCAGACCAGGACCUACUCUGAUCUCACCAAGGUUACCCCAAGGCAGACAGUCCCUACGGCUCCUAGUCCACCAGAAGAGGGCAAACCUCUACCAAGACCUGCCCUGGCUACAGAGAAAGCCGGUAGUUACAAUCAUGGUCUUGGCAUCCUCAGAUCAUCUGUUGCUGAAGUCCCUCGUUCUCCCAUUAGCUCAUCAGUUCCUACAGCAAGAAGAAACACCACGCUGCUUCGCAACCGGGUUUCUUCUCACUCCACUCGCACUGGUGUCAGACAAAUAUCUUCAUCCAAGACAUUCACCUCUUCUCACAGCUCCAGCACACCUAGGGCACCUGAUGGAGUGCAUCAUAGGGACAAUGCUCUCCCUAAACCUGUGGUGAGGUCCAAAGAAAACCCUGUUCUGCAUUCCCCUAUUCCUGUCAACAAGAGACUCAACCUGGUGGGGAAACCCAGUGACUAUGAUAAAUCCAUGAAACAAGGAGACAAGGAGGCUAUCUUCAAGCCAUUCACUCUGGUCACAGCCAAGCCCAAACAAGAGCGCAGACAGCAGACAACCACCUCCGCCCCGGCAGUAAACAGCAGCCAUUUUGACAUAUAUGAAAACUCCUCCAUAUUCAGGCCCCUGCCUGCGUCAGAGGUGGACAUCAUGGGCAAGAAGCGCUUUGUAGCUCCCCAUGUGAUCUACAAGACAGAUAAGAAGCCAGAUGAGCCAUGCUCUAUCACCUCCUCCCUUGCUUAUUUUCCUAGUGAGGAAGGCAGUGAUCAGAAUGUGACGGGCCCUCCCCGCAUACCACCAUCCAACCUCACUGUGGUUACUGUGGAGGGCUGCCCAUCUUUUGUCAUUCUUGACUGGCAGAAAUCCGACAAUGAGACCAAAGAGUAUGAAGUCAGUACCACCACUAAAGGGCCGAAUGGACAGGAAGUGUCCAUACUGACGACCAACCAGACACAUACAGCCGUGGAGAAUCUCAAACCGGAGAGCAGUUAUGAAUUCAAAGUAACACCAAAGAACGAGAUGGGAACAGGACCCUCCACUGAUCCUGUAUCGUUUAGCACAGAAUCAGCGGAUCCACGUGUGAGUGAAUAUGCUUCAGGCAAAGAUGCCAUCUGGACUCAGUUCCCAUUUAAAGCUGAUGCCUACUCUGAAUGCAAUGGAAAGCAGUAUGUGAAGAGAACUUGGUACCGGAAAUUUGUAGGGAUCCAGCUCUGCAACUCGCUGAGAUACAAGAUCUACCUGAGUGACUCGCUCAAUGGGAAAUUCUACAACAUUGGAGAUCAGACGGGGCACGGUGAGGAUCACUGUCAAUUUGUAGACUCCUUCCUGGAUGGCCGGACCGGCACCCAGAUGUUGCCUGACCAGCUACCAAGCAGGCCAGGAUUCUACAGAGCAAUGAGACAGGAACCUGUCAGCUUUGGAGAACUUGGAGGAAAGUCACAUGUUACCUAUGUAGGCUGGUACGAGUGUGGCACACCCAUACCUGGGAAGUGGUAAAGCCCCAUAGAGCUGUCCAGGAGGAAGACUUCCUAGGUGGUGAGGAAGAAGAAGACACCUGUCUAGGCCUGAAGGGAGGUGGGCCUUUCUUUCAUGUUACCAUGGACACUGUGGAUGGGUCUGUCUGUUUGAACUCAGCCUACUCUCCCAGGUGUGAACUAUUAGGUGUCACAAAACUCUUUGUAACAUUGGUCUUAAUCUUUCUAUUUAUCAAAAAAUGUCACGAGGGACAAAAGAAUGCAGGAGUUUAAGUGACCCAAAAUGUCGAAUAUACGGUAAUCACAGAGAAAAUGUUGGGAAGCUGGCUCCCAAAGUGUAAUAACGUGUAUGAUAUUAUUUAUCAAGGGUUUGUUUUUGAAUAUUCUGUGUGCUCGAGCUUUUGAGAUAAGAAAGUAAAAAACUUGCACGUCAGUGAGCACACGCAUCGGUCAUUUGUAUACAGAAAGGUGCCAACCAUAAUUUCAUUGUACAUUUGGACUAUGUAAAACACAAGUACAAGCAGACAUGCAGAAUUGACCUUCUGCUGGCCCUAAGGGAUUAUUAUUAGCAGAUGCAGUUUGCACAGUAUUAACUUUUUGUUCAUAUAUGUAUAUGGUGUGAGAUACAGUACGCAUACCGCUGAUCACAGAAAGUUUGAUACAUUGAUCUGUUGUAAGAAAACCAAAAGUUUGAGCUCAGAGUUUCUAUGGAGUUGGUUGGAAACAAAAUAAUUUUGUAUUUUUAACACCUGUGCAGUCCUAUAUUUUAUAAAAGAAUAAAAAAAAAAAAAAAAAAAAAAAAAAUAUAUAUAUAUAUAUAUAUAUAUAUAUAUAUAUAUAUAUAUAUAUAUAUGUAAAAAUAGAAAACUGAGCUUCAAUGUGGAAUUGACAUAAGCAAAUGACAUGAUUUGUUUUUGUGUUCAAACUUGCUACAAAGUGUACAUAAAACUUUAAAUCAUCGGAGAGAAAUUGCAAGGGUUUUUAAACGUCAUGACAGCAGUUGUUUUUUUGAUGCACCAUGUAUGUUUCCAGCAAUAAAUCUUGUUUUUAUAUUUAGUAAUAUUCAUUUUCCAUUUGACCUCAUUGUUUUUUAUGGUAAAGGAAGGAAGGUUUUGCAUUUUGGGAAAUACCCUUAUUUGCUUUCUUCCUAAGAGUUAGAUGAGAUGAUGCGUUCUUUCGUGUCCCUAACAUUGUGCAAACUGUAUAGAUAGUGCAGACCAUUUACAGUCCACAACCUCAUUGAAAAAGAGUGAUUUCAAUUUGGCACAGACGAGAUGCAGAGUAACUAAACACAUUUCUCUGAAUUAUCUUUAAUAAACCCUGUGCACGUAAUCCCUCGCACUCAGUGAGAUGAUUUGACAUGAAAGACCAACCACAUACUCCCAUGCCACAUGUCCCAGCCAACCACAUCCC